Molecule: messenger RNA, 2002 nt
Organism: Ceratotherium simum simum (southern white rhinoceros)
Lineage: Eukaryota; Metazoa; Chordata; Mammalia; Perissodactyla; Rhinocerotidae
Source: RefSeq, a predicted model, not a curated record
GGUUUAACAGCCGGAGGGAAUCUGGAAAGGGGCCGCCACUCCUAGCUCUCUUUCCUCCGAGUUUGCGACUCCCCGGUCCGAGAUGGACAAAGUGUGUGCUGUCUUUGGAGGCUCCCGGGGCAUUGGCAGGGCAGUAGCCCAGUUAAUGGCCCAGAAGGGCUACCGACUGGCCAUCGUCGCCAGAAAUCUAGACGUGGCCAGAGCCGCCGCCGGUGAACUCGGCGGAGAUCAUUUGGCAUUUAGUUGUGAUGUUGCCAAAGAACAUGAAGUUCAAAAUACAUUCGAAGAGAUGGAGAAAAAUUUAGGUCGAGUUAAUUUCUUGGUAAAUGCAGCAGGAAUUAACAGGGAUAGCCUUUUAGUAAGAACAAAAACUGAUGAUAUGAUAUCUCAGCUUCAUACUAACCUCUUGGGUUCCAUGCUGACCUGUAAAGCUGCCAUGAAAACUAUGAUUCAACAACAGAGGGGGUCUAUUGUUAAUGUAGGAAGUAUUACUGGUUUAAAAGGCAAUACUGGCCAGUCUGUGUACAGUGCCAGUAAAGGAGGAUUAGUUGGAUUUUCACGUGCUCUUGCUAAAGAAGUAGCAAGAAAGAAAAUUAGAGUGAAUGUAGUUGCACCAGGAUUUAUUCACACAGAUAUGACAAAAGACCUGAAAGAAGAGCACAUAAAGAAAAGCAUCCCUCUUGGGAGAUUUGGAGAACCUGUUGAUGUGGCACAUGCGGUUGUGUUUCUCUUAGAAUCACCGUAUAUUACGGGGCAUGUUCUAGUAGUGGAUGGAGGAUUACAACUCACGAUGUAAUUGACAGAUUAUUCAGUUAUAGUGGUAAUUAGAAUCAAGGGCACACUUUGGCUAUUGAUUAGACAGUCAUACCUACAUGGGUGACAUUUGCUAAUCAAACCUAUUGAUACCACGAGUGUUGAUUUCCAUCUUUCUAUGAAUAUGUCUAAAAAGAAUGAUAUGUGAUCAAUUGUAUUUUCUAAGUGGUGUGUACCUUGCAGGCUGUAGCAAUUUUAGUAUACAGACAUUUUGCAAGUAAUAUAAACAGGUAUUAUCUUAAUUUAUAUAUUUUUUGUCUCAAAAGUGGAAAAACUUAUUUAGUCUAAUUGUCAUGAGUUAUUUCGUUGUAUCAGGCUGAAUUCUGUAGUAGUUAACCUUGUGGGCCAUUGCCAAAAUAAGAGUAUUUAUAGGACAUUGGUUAGUUGUCAAUACUUUAGCAAGUCUGCUCAGGUUAAACAUUGUAUUCUUUUUAGUUCCAGUUAGAUACAGGCAUGAAUUUAGAGUCUGGUUUCUUGGAGUGGCAUUACUCCUGAUUGAGCAGCUGGGGAAAAUAAUCUACAAAUAUAAAGGUGGUAUAGUUCACUUAUUCUAUAGAAAUUCUCAAAGAUGAUGAGGAUUAACCCUUAAGGUUUUAAUAUUAAUAUCUGGUACAGUAAUGAGCUGCAUAGAUCUUAUCAAUUUAGGAAGUGGAAGUGUUUUUUUAAUUAAUCCACAAAACACUCAGUGUAGCAAGCUACUUAAAAAUUAGUAUAAGAAAUAAUGAUAUUUUAAAAAUCAAGAGUAUUUUGCAUUAAUGAAUAUAAUAAUGAUUCUUACCCUAAGAUUUUAGAAAGGUAAAUACUUAAUUACUUAUGAACAGUCAUAAAUGAUAACUUAAAUAAUGCAAUAACAAUGAAUUAAAUGUCUUCACAAGGAACCGUUAAAGCAUUAGUCUUAAAAGAAAAUAUUUGCCUAAUAAUAGAGAUAAAAACACAAAUUGAAUGCAGAAUAUCAGGCCACAUCUAUUUUGCAUUGGACUCUUUUGUGGGGAAUAGUGUGAUAUUUUAUAUAUCACUGGAUUCAUGUUGAUUUUUAUUAUUUAAAAAAUGUUUUAACUGUUUAAUGCAUUUAAAAAAGUAAUCUUUUUAUGGUUUUAUUGGAGCUGAACAUUAUUUUAUGUAAACAGAUUUAAUUUUGUAUUGAUAGUGCAAAAGUAUGAAUAGGAUAUACUAAAUAAAUGCAAAGUAA